Molecule: messenger RNA, 459 nt
Organism: Durusdinium trenchii
Lineage: Eukaryota; Dinophyceae; Suessiales; Symbiodiniaceae
Source: the annotation of a GenBank genome assembly
AUGGCUUUCAGGUCUUGCAUUCUGCUUCAUGUGCUACUUGAGGCCUCUGCCAGGCCGAAGACUCCGACGGUGCAGUGGGGACAAAAGCCCGAGAGGCUCUAUGUGACGAUCCCUUUGAAGGAGGUCACCGAGCCAGAGGUGGAAUUGGAGGACGUCCGUCGGACGGUCGGCGGUUGGUUCGGGGACAUCAUCCCUCCUCACAGCAUCGACCCGUUUGAGGAUGAGGAUGACCCGAAGUUAGUUCAUGGAUGUGAAGUGUUCAUGAAGGAUGUGCAGGUUUACAUAGACUUCAGCCACCCUUCUGGAGGGGCCGAGUUGGUGGGUGCGAACAACACUCAAGAAGCUCACGAGUUGGUGGCUGCGCGUCUUCCAGCUGCACAGGAGGAGCGCAUCUACUUCCGGGGGAUCAGUCAGGGACAAGAGUAUGAGGCCGAGUCCAGCCGUGUCCGCCAGAGCUAA